UGUCUGCAUGACGUUCCUACAGAUUAUUAACAAUUUUAUUGCAUUAACCGUAUACGGUAUACUCUUGUUUUCAUUAUUAAAAAUUUUUUAAAUUGUUAUACAAUGAGUGAUUGUGAUUCUCCAACCCAAGUAGAUCAAGUUGAUCAGGUUGCAGAUUCAGAAGAACCUAUUUUACCUUGGCCAAAUUAUCAAAAAUAUUUUAAAGUUUUAAGAGUUAUUGAGGAUAAUUUUUUUUAUAAGAAGCUGGAAGUGAAGUGCUUAAGUUGUGUCGGUACGAAGUGUUACAAGGUGGAUUCACGUUCAAACUCAAAUAUAAGAAAACAUUUAAGCAAACAACAUCCAACUAUAUUAAAGAAAAUAGAUCACAUUGAUAAUGCUGCGAAUAAAAACACUACAAAGAGAUGCAAUGAUGGAUCAUUGAAGCAUAACGCUGGUAGUUCUUUACAACAAUCGGAUAAAAAUAACCAAUUAAAACAACCAGUUUUAGAAGAUUUUUUGAACAACAAAAAAUUAACUAGUCAAAGUACUUUAGAUCAACUAUUGCAAAAAUUUAUUGUAAGUGCUAAUGUACCCUUCAGAAUAAUAGAAAAUCCUGUUUUGAAAGAAAUAAUUCGUAGAGGUUUCCCAAACAAAAAAAUUAUGUCUCGACCUACACUAAUGAAAACAAUUGAAAAUGAUUUUCAAGAAUUAUCAUUAAAAAUGAAAUUUGAGAUGUCCAAAUGUGCCCAUAUUGCUACGACUGCGGACGGCUGGUCGAUUUUUAAAAAAUCAUACAUUGGGAUAACGGUCACGUGGAUUAAUGAGGAUUUAUCGAGAAGUACUCGUCUUUUAGCAUUGAGACGACUAGAAGGUUCACACACAUAUGAUAUUUUAGCCAAAGCUAUGGAUGCAGUUUAUACCGAGUUCGAAAUUUCAGAUAAAUUAUCCUACUGUACUACGGACAAUGGCUCAAAUUUUGUAAAAUGUUUCAAAACAUUUGGUCAUAUAUUUGAUGAUGAAAAUACUGAUACAUUGCUAGUGAACGAUGCGUUUGAUGAUGAUUUAGAAGAAAUUGAUGCAAUCGACUUGAACAUUCUAAAUGAUAAAGAUGACCAUGAUUUGCAAUAUGUAUUACCAAAACACCAUCGAUGUUGUGCACACACAAUAAAUUUAAUAGCAACAAUGGACUCUAAAAAAGCUUUGUCUAAUCCUGCAUACAAAAAACAGUCAAGAAGCACUUUCGCUAAGUCUACCGCUUUAUGGAACAAACAAGGUCGCUCAACUAAGUCAGCUGAUUUAGUUAAACAAAAUCUUGGCGUUUAUUUAAUUACACCAAACGAGACUCGUUGGAAUUCACUGUAUGACGCAGUGGUGUUGCUUAAUAAAUUAAUUAGAAAUAAUGAGACUAAGUUCAGAAUAAUAAUGGACGAAUUGUCUAUUGGCAGAUUUAAUAGAAGCGAUAUUGAUUUCAUGUGUCAAUAUCAAAAAAAUAUGGGGCCAAUUUCAAUAAGCUUGGAUUUACUCCAGGGUGAUACUAACAUGUAUUUUGGUCAUCUCCUACCUACAAUUGAAGAAUUAAUUUAUAAAUAUGAAUUAAUGACAAAUGAUGUAACAGUUUCUAAUUAUAUGAAACCUUUGGUGAAUGCCAUACUUAAUGGUAUGUAA
Messenger RNA from Metopolophium dirhodum (rose-grain aphid), 1644 nucleotides. RefSeq lists its product as uncharacterized. The record is from RefSeq and is a predicted model, not a curated record. The transcript has 7 exons. NCBI's taxonomy places the organism in Eukaryota, Metazoa, Arthropoda, Insecta, Hemiptera, Aphididae. The coding region runs from base 103 to 1644 and encodes 513 amino acids.